AAACCUGUUCACACCAGGGUGAUGAGGUUCCACUAAGAGGAAAGAUCUCAGUGGUGUGACUUGAUCUGCCAGUGCUCAGAAACGUGUUUUGUGUCUGUGCCGUUGCAUUAGCACUGAGUUAGCACAUACUAGAUUCUGAACCUGCUUGUUGAACUUGCAGAAUGUUAGGAGGGAUGUUGUGAGCUCAGCACUAGUCUUGGGAAGAGAAGUUAAGUGGUCAUAAAACUGUUGUAGUAAAAUGGGCAAAACUGAACAUUGUAUUUGCAUCUGAUAGUAUUUUUUAUUUAAAUAUGCAGAUGUGCUCGAGGUACAUACCAUCAGCAAGCAGAGUCAUGAUGUUAGCCUGACUCAUGUUGUACCUUCUACUUUGCAAGAAUGAUCAGAGGAUGUCAAGGCUUGCUACGCUUUACGGACUCUGAAUGCCAGUGAAGUGUUGCAUGCUAUCAGAUUGUACAAGGACACUCACCCUUGUUUUACUCCAAUGAACUUACCUCAGUUUAAUACAAGUUUUUUGCCACUUACACUGGAGAGGGUGUGUAGACAUUUUAAAGUAUUCAAUACUGCUGAGAGAUCCCUACUGCUGUCACAGCAAAAUGUCACGUGUUGGAUAACACAUGCACUAUUUUUGAUGGGAUCUGCUACAACACAUGCACCUUGAAGCAGAAAAGGACCUUCCUUUUGGCAGUUGCCUGUGUUGGAAUAUAUACAAAUAUUAAAAAAGCAGAGUGUGAGCCUUAGGUCACCUUAGAAUACGCAGAUGUCAAAAUAGAUGUUAGUGGGACAGUAAGAGGCUAUAUGGUGACAGAAGAUCAAACAGUGUAUUUAUUAAUACAGUGUGUUUUCUUGGUGUUGGGAGGCAGUUGCUCAUGAAACACCCAACGGUCAUGCUUUCUGUAGCCAGACAGAGAAGCAAUGGAAUUGGCAGAGCAGAAGCAAAGGGUUAAUGUUGGUGAGCAAGCAUACAGAGCAACUGAGAAGUUUGGAAAAACAAAGAAAAGUUAGUUAUCAGUAUGCAUCAUAUAGUGGCAAAAGAAGAUGCUGUCAAACAACACAGAAUAACAUAUUUCCAAACCCAGCAAUUUAUCAGGACAGCAGAGUGCUUUUGCAUAAUAACAGUUCUUAAGAAAAACUUGCUUUUGAAUCUCUAAACAAAUAAAAAAUAGUGUUUGCUAUCAGAAUAUGGGGUUCAAGCUGUAGUUGUAGUGUUCUGAAGAAAAUACCAUUUUCAUUGUGAAAUGCAAAACAUUGUGCAAAAAGUGAUACAGCAUACACUUGUGUUUAAUUCAGAUUUAUAGAAUAGAAUAACUUCUGUUUUCUUUUUAAGGAAAGAAGGAUUGUCGAAGUGUGGAAGAUGUAAACAGGCCUUUUACUGCAAUGUGGAAUGUCAGUUUUCUACAUUUUUCAGAAGGAAGACUGGCCAAUGCACAAGCUAGAAUGUUCUGCUAUGUGCGCUUUUGGGCAGAACUGGAAUCCCUCGGAGACUGUGAGGUUAACAGCGAGGAUCCUUGCCAAACAGAAAACUCACCCUGAAAGAACACAGUCGGAGAAGCUGCUUGCUGUAAAAGAGUUUGAAUCACACCUUGACAAACUAGACAAUGAAAAGAGAGAGCUGAUUCAGAACGACAUUGCUGCUCUUCAUCACUUUUACUCAAAGCACUUGGAGUACCCUGACAAUGCUGACCUUGUAGUUCUCUUUGCACAAGUUAACUGUAAUGGCUUUACAAUUGAAGAUGAAGAACUCUCUCACUUGGGAUCAGCAAUAUUUCCUGAUGUUGCAUUGAUGAACCAUAGCUGCUGCCCAAAUGUUAUUGUAACUUACAAGGGGACCUUGGCUGAAGUCAGAGCCGUUAAAGAGAUUGAGCCUGGAGAAGAGGUUUUUACCAGCUAUAUUGACUUGUUGUAUCCCACAGAAGACAGAAAUGACCGGUUAAGAGACUCAUAUUUCUUUAAUUGUGAUUGCACGGAGUGCAUUACAAAAGAAAAGGAUAAAGAGAAACUGGAAAUCCGCAAGCUGAAUGAUCCUCCAUCAGCAGAGACGGUACGGGACAUGAUCAAAUAUGCCAGGAAUGUGAUUGAGGAAUUCAGGAGAGCCAAACACUACAAAUCUCCAAGUGAAUUGCUGGAGAUCUGUGAACUCAGCCUGGACAAAAUGGGUGCAGUGUUUGAAGACAGUAAUGUUUACAUGUUACAUAUGAUGUACCAAGCCAUGGGUGUCUGUCUCUAUGUGCAGGACUGGGAAGGUGCACUGCGUUAUGGGCAAAAAAUUAUCAGACCAUACAGUAAACAUUAUCCCUCCUAUUCACUGAAUGUUGCCUCCAUGUGGCUGAAAUUAGGGAGACUGUAUAUGGCACUGGAGAACAGAAUGGCUGGAGUUAAAGCUCUGAAGAGGGCAAUUGCCAUCAUGGAAGUAGCACAUGGGAAAGAUCAUCCAUACAUUUCAGAGAUCAAAAAGGAAUUAGAGGACCACUGAGCCUUUGAAUCUAUGCAAUCCUUCAAACCUUUAUUUAAAAAGCCUUGUUAUGGAAACCUUCAGGAGUGCUUUGAAAAGCGGUAGAGUAUGAACACAGUUCUGUCCUAUAAUUGGAAUGACAAACACACUUAGGCCUUGCAAAAUGUUCCUAGUUUCCACACAUCUACAGUUGCCUUUUUUCUUUCUUUUUUUUUAAGGAAAUGUUCAUGAUUUCUUAAAGGUUAUGCGUUUUGACAGCUCAUGUGCAAAAACGGUCAUUUUUUUCUUUAUGGAUUCCAAUGUGUAUCUUAUUUGUGUAAAGUAAAUAAAGUGGUUUUGACCCCUCUUUAUUCCACUGGUAUACCUCCAUGGGUGCUGUAGUUUUCUGACAUCUACUUUUGCCCAAGUUGUUUUAUUUAAUCUGACAAAUUAAUUAGCAAAAGCUGUACUUUUUCUUGUGGUGGUUUAAUAUCGAAUUCCUCUUUUCACAAAUAAUUUUGUUUGCAGUGGCUUAGCUGAGGGAAAGGGGGGUGAUGAAUUCAAUGCAUUGUGCAGGAAGGCUACCACUGUUCCCUCAGCCAGUGAAUCUCCUGGCUGAGGAGGGAUUCACUGCUGUAAGGACCUAGAGCUCAGCAUGCCUCAUACAGAGAACAUUGGCACCUACCACAGGGCUUGAAGGCUUGCACAAGAUGCGAACCAUGCAACUUCUGGCUUUUUAAUCCCCUUUACAAGUUGAAGUGAAUUUAUUGCAGAGGAGAGCUCAUAUUUCCUUAUAGCAAAACCUUUCCCUCCUGUGGAUUGAAACUAUUCUAUUAACAUGUUAGCAAUUGCUUUUAAUAGAGGAACAAGAAUGUUUUCCGAGGGAAAAAUCCAGUACUGGGCUUUCUCUGCCCCUAUAUAAUAAGACUAGAGGGUGUUUUUUUCUCCAUUUAGAUCAAUGGUAGGAGAUUGCUUUUAAGGAUGGGGAAGGAAGAGAAGAGAGUGUGGCUGUGUAAUUCCAGCACUGAAGUUAAAAUACAUUGCACAAUAAAACUGCAUGACCAUUCCUUACUGCUUCCACUGCUUAUAAAGUAGGAUGAGAGUGGAAAGAGGACACAUCAGCAUUAAGAACUUAAUCAUAUAUUUUUUUCUUGUAAGCACUGCUCUGGAAAUAAAACUGCUAGAGAACAAGGGUUUGUCAGCUCAUUUUGCUGAAAGCUUUCAUUGCUCUCUAACUGGCAGUUGUUGCUGGAAUACAUAAAACUGCACCAGAUCUCAAGAUUCCAGAAAGCCAGGGCCCCUUAACUACAGCCCAGCCUAGCAUGAAGGCACCAACUGACCUUAUCUUGUCAUUAAACUCUUGUCCAGGGAAACAGCACCUUCAUUUCAGACAAUCUGUCCAGAGCCCAGACUCUAUUUCAGCACUAAGGAGCAGGAUUAGCCUAGCCUGAGCAGUGAUAGGAACCUUGUUCAUGUGAACCUGGACUACUGUUUACACAACUGUGGCCCUGGCUCUACCUGUCAGUUUAACACAGGAAAUUAACACCAGCACAGUAGGUGUAAAUACAAAACAUGAAGCUGGUAGAGGAAAACACACAAGCAUAGUUUUCCUUGAAAAAAAAUGGUUUAUUGUAUACUGUGAAUAUGAAGGACAGCCUUACCAAAAAAAAACCUUAGUGACUGAAGACAUUCUCAUAUUUGCAAAAGCAUAUAAGAAACUAUUUACACAAAGGCAGUGAAAGGGGUAAAAAAUUAUUGCAGUCAAUUAAUGCUGAAUAGAAUUUUAUAAAAAGAGAAAGAAAAGAAACAGUGCAAAAAUACUGUCAAAAGUAAUCAGUUCUAUACACAAGAUAAAACUGACAAGCAUAAGCUUAUGUACUGAUAUGAAUAAUACAUUAGAAUAUAAAAUAGCAUGCAUAGAUUUUUUUUUUUUUUUUUGUAAAGGCUUUCAAUAG
This is a messenger RNA of Athene cunicularia (burrowing owl), 4383 nucleotides long. It is a transcript of the gene SMYD2, whose product is annotated as SET and MYND domain containing 2. The transcript is spliced from 11 exons. Gene Ontology annotation, molecular function: protein binding. The record is from RefSeq and is a predicted model, not a curated record. Bases 1382 to 2470 code for a protein of 362 amino acids. NCBI's taxonomy places the organism in Eukaryota, Metazoa, Chordata, Aves, Strigiformes, Strigidae. Gene Ontology annotation, cellular component: nucleus.